Molecule: messenger RNA, 621 nt
Organism: Lathyrus sativus (Indian pea)
Lineage: Eukaryota; Viridiplantae; Streptophyta; Magnoliopsida; Fabales; Fabaceae
Source: the annotation of a GenBank genome assembly
AUGACUAUACCGACACUUCCGACAAUUCCUGGAAGCUCUGGCUAUUUGGACAUACACCCUCAAAGAGAAUUUUCUAUGCUCAAGAACCCUUACAUUUUAGGACUCACUUAUGUAGCUAGCAUUGGUGGAUUGCUUUAUGGCUACGACACUGGUGUUAUAUCAGGAGCUCUUCUCUAUAUUAAAGAUGACUUUCCUGCAGUCAGACACAGUCAUUUUCUUCAGGAAACUAUUGUUAGCACGGCAGUGGCUGGCGCAAUUGUUGGAGCAGCAAUAGGUGGUUGGAUGAAUGACAGUUAUGGAAGAAAAAAGGCAACCAUCCUUGCAGAUGUUUUCUUCAUUCUUGGAGCAAUUCUCAUGGCUGCUGCACCAGAUCCUUACAUUCUCAUACUUGGCCGUGUUUUCGCCGGUUUUGGUGUUGGUGUUGCUUCAGUUACUGCUCCUGUUUAUAUUGCAGAAUUGUCACCAUCGGAAAUAAGGGGAGCACUGGUUGCCACAAAUGUGCUUAUGGUAACUAGUGGAGUGUUUGUAUCUUAUCUAGUAAAUCUUGCUCUUGCACAGUGUUGCACCCUAAAUUUUGACCCCUUAGAUCAUCGUCAUCAUUUUAGGAUCAUAUUCAGUUGA